UAGCAUCAUCAAAUAAACUCUGUAAUUUGAUUAAUGGGAAUUACAGAACAUGUGGCACAUUGUGAUAAAUUCAUUUGUGUUAACAGAGUGGUCAGCCCUCGACGUUAUCUUAGCUUGACGACCGUGGUAUGCCGAGAUAAAACUUUCAUAAAAAUAGCCAUCUGCCAUUUUCGGACAUAAUAUUACAUUUUCUUUAUUUAUACAUGGAAUAGAUUUAUGGAAAUAUUUCAUCCGUUCGAAUUCAAUUAAAGAAAUUACCCGUGAUUAAAGUCUAUUGUUAUUGAUAAAAAAUAGAUAAAAACAAUUGAAAUAAGCCAAUUUUGAUUGUCAGAACCUUCGUUAUUAAUGAUUUAGAUAUGAUGAAGUGAUUUCAUUUGGAUAUUGUACUGGUUAGGAGAGACAACAUCAAGCAACUGUGUAACUUUCAAUAAGGAAAUGAUAUAGGCUUAAAUCAUUUCCCAAAGGAAAACAAUUUAGCAAAAAAUGAAAGCAAGGAGGAAUUAUUAAAGAUAAAAAAUAAUUUAAAAAAGUUUAUCUAAUCGAUCUGGAACAAUUUAAGACAAAAAUGGAAUUGGAUGAAGCGGACCUUCGGAGUUGUAAAGCCGUGUGUGAGCUAUGUCCUGGGGACCCCAUCGGUACUUUUUCUGCGGUUGACUACGUACUGUUUGGAGCCGUUUUAGUUAUUUCCGCCGGUAUCGGAGUAUUUUACGUUGUAAAGGAGUAUCUGAGUUCAAAAAGAGCUACAGCAGACGAUGUUUUGAUGGGAGGACGAGACAUUGGUAUAUUCCCUAUAGCAAUGAGUUUAAUGGCAAGUUUCAUGUCGGCUAUUACAGUGCUAGGUACUCCGACGGAAAUGUACAAUAACAACACGAGUUAUUGGAUUGCCGGAUUGGCAAUGAUUCCAACUGUGAUAACAACAAACCACGUUUUCUUACCGUUUUUCCACGACCUUAGCCUUACCAGCGCUUAUGAGGUGAAUAUUUCCUAAUAAUUAUUCUUUCUUUUAUUACAUAACUUUCUUCCUGUUUUGAUUUUGUCUACAUCGAUGAUUUUUACAAACAAGUUAUUAUUGUAUAUGGGUGUAGUUUUAUAUGCCCCAGCAUUGGCUUUAAAUCAAGUGACGGGUCUGUCGUUAGAACUUUCAAUCGUCUCAAUAGGAAUUGUAUGUACGUUCUAUACAGCACUGGGUGGUUUACGGGCUGUUGUGUGGACAGAUACGUUUCAGACAUUUGUAGUGAUGGCUGGACUCAUCGCUGUAACAGUACAGGGCUCGCUAGAUCUAGGUGGAAUAGAUAAGGUCUGGAAUAUAGCUUACAAUGGAGGAAGAAUCUUUUUCUUAGAUUGGAGCGGAGAUCCGACGACACGUCAUUCUGUUUGGGCACUUGUGAUUGGUUCAUUUGUUGGUCAGCUGACAAUUUAUGCAGCCAAUCAAACAAUGAUACAACGAUAUUUGGCAAUCAAGGAUCCAAGAAAUUCACAAAAGGCUUUAUACCUGAGUUUACCUCUUACCCUAAUACUCUCUACUCUAGUCUGUGUGGUAGGAAUUGUUAUAUAUUCAACAUAUCAUUCGUGUGAUCCACUAAUUCUUGGACAUGUGCACGCCCGAGAUCAGUUACUACCUUUUCUAGUUAUGGACAAAUUAACGUUUCUACCGGGACUAUCUGGUCUGUUUGUGGCCUGUAUCUUUAGCGCUUCUUUGAGUUCUAUAUCGUCGGGAUUGAAUGCUCUGGCUAUUGUUAUACUGGAGGAUAUAGUGAAAAUAUUCUGGGAAAUGAAGAACAUAAACCCAACCCCUACCACCAUUGCAAGACUUGCUAAAUUAUUAGGCUUGUUAUGUGGUGGUGUAGUUAUAGGUGUGGCUUUUAUUUCUCAGUUCCUUGGACAAACUGUUUUACAGAUCAUGUUGAGUAUAUUUGGUAUGGUUGGAGGUCCGUUGCUAGGACUUUUUAUAUCUGGACUUUUCAUGCCAUGGAUAAAUGAAUGGGGUGCUUUGUUCGGACUCAUAGUAAGUGCGGUACUAACAUUCUGGAUUGGUGUAGGAGGAACAGUUCUUGUUCCAUUACCUGAAAUAAAACAAGUCAGUGCUGAUAUGUGCUUGAACUUCAACAAUUCGUGUGGUGCCCAAACUGUCAUGGAUAAUCUCAAUGUGACAGGCAAUAUGGUGACGUCAACUAUAAUGACACCUUCAUUAUCUACAUCAUCAGAAAGCAGUGACAUAGUUGAGGACAACAGUCUCUGGAUAUAUCAUCUGUCGUAUUUGUGGUAUGCUUUGUUUGCCGUGUUGAUCUCGAUAAUUACUGGAACAAUAGUGACAAUUAUAUCAUCUUUAAUCACAGAGUUUAACGAUCCUGAUGAUGUGGACCCUACUCUGAUACAUAAAGCAGCAGAUCGUGUGUGUUGUUACUUGCCUUUAUGCUGCAAGAGAAUCCAUAGAUUCGAUAGAAAGAGACAUGAAAAAAGAGGGAUAGAAUUAGAGAAGUCAGUAUAUAUAAAUGACAGUUUUGAACCAGGGAUUGACAAUAAUGGCGUUACACCAUAUUUGACAAGUGUAUCCAAUGGUGGACAUCCAUCUGCUGGAAUAGUGGAGAGCGGCACACAAUUAUGAUUGUGAUCGCAAUUAUGAUUGUGAGAUGUAUUUCAUGAAUCGCUAAAAAUUAACAAGAAGACAUCAAAAGUGCAAAUUAAGAAAACAGUUCACAGAUUUGUGCGAUUUAUUUUAAAUGAAUUUAUAAAUGUGCAAAAAUUGCAUUUGUACACAAUCUUGUUAUGUUUGAGCACACAGUUAACUGUUUACUUAAAAAAUCUAAUGUAUUAUAUUAAAUCUAAAUAUAUAUUUAUAUUCAACUCGAGAAUUUAAAGUGUUAAAGGAAAAUGUUAAAAAAAUAAAAAUCAUUUUAAAUCAUUUGCGUUACCUUCCUCAGAUGUGGUCUUUGUCGUACAUAAUUUGUGUAUUAUGAUCAUUCUAUAAAUUGAAUCAUUAUUCAACCAAGAAUAUAUAUCGAAAUGCUAUGUUAUUGUGAUUUGUAUGGAAUACUAAAUACCACUUUGUUUAUAUUUUGUAACAAUCAUGUUACGUCAUAUAAAUAAAUCAUAUUCAGCGCUGUUUUCUUAAAAGCAUCUCACAUGUGUUAUACCAUUUUAGAUCACAUUUAUUCAUUAUAUUACUUAUUUCUACAGAAUGAAACUAAAACAUUUUUGAGAAUUUCAUUGCCUUUAGGUUAAGAAGGGUUUUUGUUUUGGAAACUUUUACAUACAUGUAUUUGUUGUCGCCUGUCUUCUUAACCUAUGAGAAAGAACUAAUGACAACGUUAGGACGUCAUAAAAGUUUUGGAAAGGAAAAUAUUUAAAAGCCAAUGGGAAAAAGAAAUAAAAUGUUGAAAAUCAGUUUGUUCAGGAGAGAUAAAGUAUAAAAUCUUUUACGCCCAACCGGCGGUUUAAACAGUAUUAAAAGGAUCAAGGUUUCGGAUCAAGCACAUUUGAGUGUAAACAGCUUUCUUGAAUGUUCAGGGAGAAGGAGACAGUGGACCAAGUACAAUGAUGAAAAAAGACAGUGAGUAAAGUUAGGGAUAGGAAGUGAUGGAAAAAGAACCGUUCAAAGUGUAGGAAACUAUGUUUAAGGAACAGUUGAGACUGAGCAUAGUAGACAGUGAGUUUAAUUUAGGCAGCAGAAGACAGGGUAAUCAGGAAGCGACCUUCUUAGAGAAGUAGGAAGAAGUGAGCUAUGUUCAGGUAGCAGAAUGCAGUCAGGAAGUAAUGCAUUUGUAGACCGGAGAAGCAAAGGUUAGAAAGUUAAAAGACAGUAGAGAACAUUUAGGAAGAAGUAUGUAGACAGAAAGGAGUGACAAAAAAGGGUAACUGUAAGUAAACAGUAAUGUGAAGGAUGUAGAAGAAUGUUCAACUUGUCGUAGAAAGUGGCAAUGAACAGUUCCGGGGUAAGUAGUAAGUGAGCUAUGUUAUAGAAAUAAAGAUUACAGAACGAGUAAUGAGUUAAGUUAAGUGUGAAGAAGAUAGUGAUAAUAUAGAAAGAAACAGCAAGCAUAGCUUACACAAAAGAAGACAGAAUGUUACUAAAUUUGACCGGGUUGAAAGGUAGACAAUAUUGACCACUAUAGACCAAUGUAUAUUUUAAAUAUAAUUUACAUAUCGAUAUAGUAAUGACAAACAAACGAGAAAUAACACAUGUGCAAAAUUAAUUUGUUUCAUAAUUUCUCGAUAGAAUUUAUAUAAUGUUUAUGUAUUUUUCACAUUUUUAAUAAUUUUCGGUAUAUUUUGACAUAAUAAAUCAAUUUUUUAUCCAUUUCAACUGAAUUUAUGAAAGUAAAACGUUUUCUGUACGUAUUUUGUCAGGGAUUACUAGUACUUUCAAACGUAAAUCCUUGCUUGAGGGUAAAUGAUUACCUUAAACUUGAAAUUUUUGUUGUUGUUGUUUUAUUUAUAUUUUUUGUGGGGAGGGGGUUAUUGAUGGCUUUUUUAAAUAUAUUAACAUAAAAUGAAUGAUGCCAAAGCAAUGUGGGUACUUGGAAAUUCUAUAUAAUAAUUACUUCCGAAAAUUACUGCGCAAUACAACUUCUUAUAAGAAAGGAUAAAACACAGAAUUAAGACGUGGCAUUCAAUUUUGCAAUCUAUCUUUAUUGCCUUGUUAUAUUUCAACUUUGAAAACCGUAUUUGCGAAAAUGCAAAUCACAUCAAAAAUGAAGUAAUGUGACGGCUGCGUUGCCAAAUGGUUGAUACGUUGGAUUUGUAAUCUUAGCAAGACAACCCGCGCGGGUUCAAACCCCGUCAGGGACAAACCCCUUUCAGGGACAGACGUUCUCCCCUUUCAGCAAAAUAACUCCAUCACACCCUUUGCUUAGUAUAUGUACUAUUUUGUUCAAGAGUGUGUCUAUAAGCUUACACAUUGCUUCACAUUUACUCUUCAAUAAAUUCACUUUAUGUUUAAUAAUUGUUACAAAAUGAUUAUGUAUAUGGUCCACCUAAUUCGUAUCAAACGAGAAUAAAAGCAACACAUUUUUUAAGAAUUUUAUUCUUUCCUGUUCGUAUAAAACAGAUAAACAGAAAAGGUUGACACAAGCAGGGGCAUACAUGAAAGUACAUCUGAUUACAUUUUCAUCAGUUCUUUUCGUACAAUUGUUUUUCAAUACAUAUGAUUUUAUGAACACUGACUAUUUUUUCACAGAGGUAGCCACCCCAACAGAU
Messenger RNA from Ruditapes philippinarum (Manila clam), 5196 nucleotides. Its product is annotated as sodium-coupled monocarboxylate transporter 1-like. Gene Ontology annotation, biological process: transmembrane transport; sodium ion transport. Gene Ontology annotation, cellular component: membrane. Gene Ontology annotation, molecular function: symporter activity. The transcript has 15 exons. Lineage: Eukaryota; Metazoa; Mollusca; Bivalvia; Venerida; Veneridae. The record is from RefSeq and is a predicted model, not a curated record.